Messenger RNA from Schistocerca serialis cubense, 564 nucleotides. Its product is annotated as coiled-coil domain-containing protein 18-like. Gene Ontology annotation, cellular component: centrosome. Gene Ontology annotation, biological process: regulation of cilium assembly. The coding region runs from base 1 to 564 and encodes 187 amino acids. NCBI's taxonomy places the organism in Eukaryota, Metazoa, Arthropoda, Insecta, Orthoptera, Acrididae. The record is from RefSeq and is a predicted model, not a curated record. The transcript has 6 exons.
AUGGGUUCUUUGGGAAUCCUACUUCUUUCCUCCAGUAGAUCUUCUCUCAGAUCUCCACCAUUGUCGUGUCUUAGUAGGUUUACUCUGUAUCUGAAGACUCAACAGGCUGCUGAUGACUUAAGAAGACAAAUGGAAGUAAAAGAAACAGAAAGCAACCAUAUUCACAGUCAAGUUAGCAUGGAAAUAUCACUUGUGCAGAAUCAAUUUCAAGAACAACUGCAGUUAUUGUCAUCAAUACCAGAUGCAGUCAACAAACUACAGCUUCAAGUGCAGGAAGAAGAGCAGCAGUGGUGUAUGGCCGAAUUUCGACGCAGGGAGCUGAUGCACGAGCUUUAUGAUGCUAAACAGCAGAUGGAUUGCUAUACAAAAGAAAUAAAUGAAAUUCAAGUAAGGCUACAGCAAAGUAAAGAUGAGCAGAAGGAGUUACAUAAACAACUAAAGAAUUGUGAGAAGGAAAACGAGGAGUUACAAAAUGAAGUCUCAGCAUUAAAAAUUUUGCUGCAUUUAUCUAAUGCCAUUCAGAGACUGGAUACUUUAAUAUACAGCAUAGAGUUAACAGUGUAA